Messenger RNA from Thunnus maccoyii (southern bluefin tuna), 5092 nucleotides. RefSeq names its product rho guanine nucleotide exchange factor TIAM2 (gene tiam2b). Gene Ontology annotation, biological process: activation of GTPase activity; positive regulation of axonogenesis; small GTPase-mediated signal transduction. Gene Ontology annotation, molecular function: guanyl-nucleotide exchange factor activity; protein binding. Lineage: Eukaryota; Metazoa; Chordata; Actinopteri; Scombriformes; Scombridae. The transcript has 25 exons. Gene Ontology annotation, cellular component: membrane; synapse. The coding region runs from base 339 to 4979 and encodes 1546 amino acids. The record is from RefSeq and is a predicted model, not a curated record.
CUCCUGCUGUCAGAGGACGAGGACACACGAGGCUCAAACACAGAUUUAACAACAACAGAGGAAAAUACAACUCCAGAGUCAUUACUUAAAGAAGACAAAGAGGCUUUUUUACACCCAGGAAGUCGUCUGUAGAUGAGCCGGUGUGGGGAGGGGGCGAGCGACAUACACAAACACAGAGAGAGAGAGAGAGAGAGCGAGAGAGAGAGAGCAGCUGGAGGCGACAGAGAGCUUCAGUGGUGAAGAGAGAGAGAGAGAGAGAGAGAGAGGAGGCAGCAGGACGGAGCAUGAAGGAGCUGCCGAGUUUCUGUUUCUGAAGACGAAAACAUAAACCGGUUGCGAUGGGAAACACAGACAGCCACAGCAGCUUCGUCCUUCCAGCCAAGUCCUCCUGCUCGCUCAGGUUCCCCUCCAGGAAGGAGGAGGCGGCGUCAGCCCGCAGCUGGUGGAGGAGCAGCCAGGGGGGCUGCAGGAGCCGGGGGAGGGGCCACCUCAGUCAACACACCGCUGGCCCGCCGUACACCUCCUGGCAUUAUGAACACGCAGCCAGAGGAGGCUCCAAGCUGAAGGCCGGUUCUCCACAGAGGUACAUCAGAGGCGAGCGAGCGCAGGCCGCCUGCAGGAACCAGUUUGGAUUCUUGGAAAGCGGCGGGGGGAGGAUCGGUGGCGAGCGGACAUCGGUGUGCGCCUCUCUGGAGAGCGACGGCAGCCCCAAAGUGCUGCUCAGCAAAGACGGCAGCAUGAGGGUGGAGUUCACCAACACCAGGGUGGUACCGGUGGAGCCGCAGGUGCUGCCCGUCCUCCCCGCCAUCGCCUCCGCCACAGCCGCCACCCCAGUCGCCGAGCCCUCCCUCCGCACCAGCAAGGGCAGCUCGCUCAGCUCCGAGGGCUCCUGGUACGACUCGCCGUGGGGGAACGGCGGCGAGCUGUCCGACAACGUGUUCGCCUGCAGGCAGAGCGUGGAUAACAGCAGCGGAUACACCACCUACUCCUCCACCCGCACAGAGGAGACCGGCGCCAGCAGCGGCUACAACACUUUCUUCUCCGCGCAGGUGGAGGAUAUUUCACCUGGAUUCAACUCCAGCCUCCUCUUCCCCGCCGCGGAGAGCAGCGAGUUCACGGCCGCCGCAGGUUACAACACCUGCUCCUCCGGGCGAACAGAGGACAGCGGGAUCGGAGACUCGGUGAUCCUCCAGACUGACCUGAGAGACUUCAACCUGGCGUCACCUUCCUCAGCGUCACUGGAUAACGUUUACACGCUGCCCGCCUUCCCCACGACAUCAGACGCCUCCCUGCAGCAGAGGACCGCCUCCAUCUCCUCGGCGCUGCUGGAUGACGUCAUCCAGGAGGAGGAGGGGUCAGGAGGAGGCGUGGAGCAGCGAUACUCCUCCCACACGCUGCCCUGCCGCCGGGCGGAGUCUGCCAGCGCCGCCGCCACCCCAGUGAGCCGCAAAGACUUCCUGAAGAGCCGAAUCAGACGGCUGAGCGACUGGACUGGAAGUCUGAGCCGGAAGAAGAGACGGAUCCAGGAGCCUUAUGGUAGUGAAGUCGGUGAUGUCUUUAUGAAUGGACUGGACUCCGGCACGCUGUGGUCCUCCAACCCUCUCCACAUCCUAAACCUGCACCAGAACCAGUUCCCACCGGUCCACUGCGGCUCCUCCAGGAGCCUGAACCAGAACCAGAGCAGCGACGCCCAGCGGCAGAACGUCUACGAAAACUUCAUGCAGGAGCUGGAGACGGGCUGCAGCCGGACCGAACCGUCAGAGGAGGACGGAGAGGAGGAGGAGAACGAUGUGGAGGAAGAGGAGGGGGAUGAGGAGAUGGACGGGGAAGUGGAGGUCGGAGGUGGGGAGCAGCUGGAUGUCCUGUUAGAGAAGGAGCAGGGCGUGGUGCGACGGGCCGGCUGGCUCUCCUUUAAAGCUCUCAUCACUGUCAGCAAGGACAGGAAGCUGGAGCUGGUGGCCCGUCGCAAGUGGAGGCACUACUGGGUCACACUGAAAGGUUGCUCUCUGCUGUUUUACGAGACGUACGGGAAGAGCGGCGGCGCUGAGCAGGAGCUUUCGCCUCGCUACGCUCUGCUGGCCGACGACAGCAUCGUCCAGGCCGUCCCCGAACACCCCAAGAAGGAACACGUCUUCUGCCUGAGCAACUCGUACGGAGACGUCUACCUUUUCCAGGCCACCAGCCAGACGGAUUUAGAGAACUGGGUGACGGCGAUCCACUCGGCGAGCGCCUCGCUGCUGGCCAGGCGUCAGGGGAAGGAGGACACGCUGCGUCUCCUGCGCUGCCAGAGCCGCUCGCUGCUGCACAAGAUCGACAUGGACGGGAAGAUGAAGAAGAUGGCCGAGCUGCAGCUGUCCGUCAUCAAGGAGCAGAAGAACAGGAAGGCGGUGGAGAGUCAGAUCCAGCAGUGGGAGCAGAACCUGGAGAAACUGAACCUGGAUCUGUUCCGGCUGCGGUGUUACCUGUCCAGCCUGCAGGGCAGCGAGCUCCCGAACCCCAAGAGCCUCCUCGCCGUGGCCAGCCGGCCCUCCAAGAGCAUGCUGGGACGGCUGGGAGUCUUCUCGGUGUCCUCCUUCCACGCUCUGGUGUGCAGUCGAGACGAGGCGACCCUGCGGCGGCGGCGUCUGUCAGGUGGAAACCUGAGGAGGCGGGGCCUGCUGUCCUCUCUGAAGACUCUGGACGGACUGAACAGACGCUGCAGGGAUGGCAGACACUCUGCGUCUCAGGAUUUCAAGAGUCAAACCGUCACCUUGUCUGCUCACCACACCGCCGUCUGCAGCUCUGAGAGACUGGACUGUGUGUCCAAACAGAGGGAGGCGGCGCCUCCUGCAGGCCGUCCUGCAGCCCUGCAGGUGUGUGAUGAGCAGCAGCUUUCAGCCGGUUGUAUUUUCACUCUGAACGUCUGUCGGCCCGACGCCGUGAAGGACUUUGGGUUUGCGGUGACGGGUCAUGUGGACGGAGCCGGGAAAAGUCACAUCUACGUCAGCGAGGUCAACCCGCUGGGUCUGUCCGCCAGAGAAGGCCUCAGGGCAGGAGACGAGAUCCUGACCGUUAACGGGGCCGCCGUAUCCGGACUGGACCUGGAUCUGAUGCAGAGUCUCUUCAGCCACCAGAAGCUCCAGCUGCUGCUCAGGAGAGAGGAGUCACAUGACCACGAGGAGCCCGCUGACCCCGCUGACCCCUGCCAGCAGUCGCCUCCUCCUCCUCCUCCUCCUCCUCCUCCUCCUCCCGGCCUCCAGGUCUGGACCACAGCUUCUUCAUCUCCCGAUGACGGCGUCCUGCCUCCUGUUUUUGACGAUGCUUCGACGUCUGAGCACACCGAACCGCCAGGACAGAACAUGGAGCGGGUGUACUCGCUGUACCAAACCUUCCCAGAAGGCCGAGCGGCGGAGGCCGACGUUCCCAGGAACCCGUACGUCAGAGAGGGGGGGCUGCAGCCCACAAGCCCCGCCCACCUGAGUGUGUGUCAGCGUCUGCGUAAAGUCAUCGAGGAGCUGGUGGACACGGAGAAGUCCUACGUCAAGGAUCUGGUCUGUCUGUUUGACAUCUACCUGACGCCGCUGCAGACGGAGACCUUCCUCAGUAAAGACGAGAUGGAGGCGUUGUUCGGCAGCCUGCCGGAGAUGUUGGACUUCCAGAGAGUUUUCCUCCAAACGUUGGAGGAGAGAAUCGCUUCCUGUCCGAACUUCAGCAGCCUGGAGACGCCCGAACAGUUCAAGAAACUGCUCUUCUCGUUGGGAGGAUCUUUUCUCUACUACGCCGACCACUUCAAGCUCUACAGCGGCUUCUGUGCCAACCACAUCAAAGUGCAGAAAGUUCUGGAGAGAGCGAAGACGGACGGAGCCUUCAAACAGUUCCUGGAGGCCAGAAAUCCGACCAAUCAGCACUCGUCUACGCUGGAGUCGUACCUGAUCAAACCUGUCCAGAGAGUCCUGAAGUACCCGCUGCUGCUCAGAGAGCUGGUGUCCCUGACCGACCCCGAGAGCCCCGAACACACACACCUGACAGAGGCUCUGAGAGCGAUGGAGAAGGUGGCGAGUCACAUCAACGAGAUGCAGAAAAUCUAUGAGGAUUACGGCUCCGUGUUCGACCAGCUGGCUGCAGAGCAGAGCGGACCUGACAAACAGGUGACAGAGCUCUCGAUGGGGGAGUUCCUGGUCCAUUCGUCGGUGGUCUGGUUGAACCCGCUGCCGUGUCUGGGCCGUCUGAGGAAAGAACCGGAGCUCACGCUGUUCGUGUUUAAGCGAGCCGUCAUCCUGGUUUAUCGAGAGAACAGCAAACUGAAGAAGAGGAUGACCGGCUCCCGCUCAGCUGAUCUGGACCCCUUCAGGUUCCGCUGGUUAAUCCCAGUGUCAGCGGUGCAGGUCAGACCGGCCAACAUCACAGGCUCGGAGCAGCCGUGUGUGUGGGAGCUGGUUCACUGCCGGUCAGAGGUGGAGGGACGGCCGGAGACGGUGUUCCAGCUGUGCAGCAGUGGUUUGGAGACGAAGGCCGGCGUGCUGCGAGUCCUGCGCUCCCUCCUCAGAGACCGAGCGCCCGCCGGCUCCCUGAGGAGGACCAAGCUAUCCACAGCUGAGCGAGGCGGCUCCUGGAGGAGGAGGCAGCAGCGCAGUCGCUCCGACACCCAGAGGACUCCUCAUCGUCAGCCGGACGAGAGCUGCAGGUUGAUCCUGGGAGACACCUGCUCGGAGCCGCUGUUGCCCAGCCACGCCGCCUCCUCUGCGGGGAAGAGGAGCCGGCUCUGCUCCCUGACCAGCGACCUGGAGGCUCAGCUGCAGCGGCUGAACUUCAGCGAGGAGGACGCGGAGCACAGAGAUGACGAGAAGAGACGGAGCUCCGGAAGAGAGCAGCUGGACCUCAGCAGCCUGCUGGAAAGAGACUUCAGCGUCCAGAGCAUGACGUCGAUCAUCAACGAGGACUGUUUCUACGACGCCAUGCUGGGAAUCCAGAAGACUGCUGUUCCUACGCUACAGGGCUAAAGCUAACAUGCUAACAUGGAGAAGAUUCUCUGCAGGCUUUAAAGGAUCAGUGUGUAAGAUUUAGAGGGAUUUAUUGGUAGAAAUGGAAUAUAAUAUUCAUAAGUAUGUUUUAA